AUGAGAGGAGAGUUAGCGUUUGUUCGCAUCAUUCCUCACUCUUUGUUCCCACCGUUUCCAUCUUCCUCUCCCUCUCGCCGCUAUGCCUGUCUUCCCUACGUCUCCCCCGCCCACAUCGCCAGCAGCAGCAGCAGCAGCAACCCCUCCGCUGGGGCGAGUGGCGGUCAUUGGAGCAGGGGUCAGUGCCACCGCUCGCUACCCCCAUCACUUGUAUUUCCUCCAUGCUGUUCUGUCCCCACACUGCCAUCUCCCAUCCCCUCUUCCGCCCCCUCACCAUCCCUCCCUCGUGCCCCUCACCUCCCUUCUCUCCCUCCCUUCUCUCCCUCCCUUCUCUCCCUCACUUUUCUCACUCCCUCUCUUCCUCUAUUCGGCCCCUGCCCUCUCCCCUCCUCUUCCCUGCAGAUGGAGAACGAGCCGCUAGUGGGGCGUAUAAUAGACGACCUGGGGCUGCACGACCGAGUGGUGCUGCCCCAGGAGCAGUCCAAGCGUUACAUUGUGAAGAAUGGCAAGCCUACACUGCUCCCGGGCAGUCUGCCAGAGUUCCUCACCACGCCACUGCUCUCCCUCCCUGCCAAGCUGCGCAUGCUAGCGGAGCCGCUGCUGUGGAAGCGACUGCCGCCUGGGUCCAAUGCUGAUGAGGAGAGUGUGCGGAGCUUUCUGGAGCGACAUGUGGGGCCUGAGCCAGUGGACUAUAUAGUGGACCCCUUCUGUGCCGGCACCACGGGAUCCAACCCCAACGACCUCCUUAUGAAGCAUGCCUUCCACGAGGUGUGGGAGCUGGAGCAGCAGCAUGGAUCUCUGCUGCUGGGAAUGGUGAAGACUCAGAUGGCCAAGGCCAAGGCCAGGAAGCAGCAGGCUAAGCAGCAAGGCAGCACGUCAGCAUCAUCGUCCAAAGCCCUUACCCCACGGCCCAAGGGCGUCUCAUUCUCCUUUCAAUCAGGCAUGCAGGAGCUGCCUCUCUCCCUUGCGGCCCACAUCCCCGCGUCCGCUCUGCGUCUCUCCCACCGCGUAGACUCCCUCUCCUGCGACCUGCACUCGCCCCCCCACCGCUCCUCCUGGUCCCUCUCGGUCACGCGCGUGGGGGACGGGGACAGUGGCGGCAAGGGCAAGGGUGGGAGGAAGGAGGAAGGGUCGGAGAGAUUCGAUGCUGUUGUUGUCACGGCCCCUCUCUCCGCUCUCGCCAACAUGCCCUUCAAGCUGUCCGGGCAGCCGCAAAAACUUUCCAUCCAGCUGCCCGUGUACCAGUCCAUGGCCUUACUGGUGAAUGCGUUCCGCGAGGAGGAUGUUUCGUCUGCCCUGCCCGGCUUUGGGGUGCUCGUGCCGACCAAGGAAGCAGCAUCCCACCAGUUCAAAACGCUAGGCACGCUCUUCUCCUCCGCCAUGUUCCCCCAGCGCGCCCCCAAGGGCACGGUGCUGCUCACGUCCUUCGUGGGUGGCUCACGCUUCAAGAACCUGCGCUCUGCCUCCGUGGAGCAGCUGAACGCCAUGGCUCUAGCUGACUUGCAGCGCCUCUUGGGUGUCAAGGCCAAGCCCAUCUUCUCCUCGCACAUGGUGUGGCAUGACGCCUUCCCGGAGCUCACGCACGGCUAUGGCGGUGUGUUGGAGAGCAUGCGCAAGAUAGAGGCCACCACGCCCUUCUUCUACUGGGCAGGCAACCACCGGGACGGCCUGGCAGUGGGCAAGGCACUGGUGGGCGGGUACAGGGCAGCGGAGAGAGUGCUGGCGGAUCUAGAGGCCACAGGCGGGAGGCACCUCUUCACCAUGGCACGCCAGGAUUCCCCACCCGUGUCGUGA
Closterium sp. Naga37s-1 is the source of this 1794-nucleotide messenger RNA. NCBI's taxonomy places the organism in Eukaryota, Viridiplantae, Streptophyta, Zygnematophyceae, Desmidiales, Closteriaceae. The record is from the annotation of a GenBank genome assembly.